GGUGUAAAUGUCUCACUUUGUGUUUACAUCUCUUCAUCAUGUGUCUGUUUUAUUCCGGCUUUUUUGAAAUCUAUUUUGUUUUCCUUUCAGUCUUGAGCUCUUCAAUCAUGUCUCACAUUUAAUUGUAUUUCUACUCAGUUUCUUAAUUACAUCAAACUAAUUGUGACCUUUUCCUUUGUGUCUACGAUUACUUUUCAUUGACUCUCUUUGUUUCUUCAGCUGUUCUUUGUGUUGCAUCUUUAGGUUGUCUUCACUUUCAGGCUCAGUGUUUUCGUUUGGUUCAUCUUGGUUUUUGUUGUUUUUCAUCGUCCAAUUUCAAUUGUCAUUUUUAAAUUUGUUUAAUUUACUACAUUUUAAGGUAUGGGUGACACGAAGAUCAACAAUUUAAGACCUCAUGUGCUUCAGAAAAUUGAAAAAGCGCUGAGUGAUAUUUCUUAUAGAAAUGCGAUUGAAAAUUCAGCUAAAUAUAAUAAUCGAUUGGUUGUUGAUCGGAAAACACGUUUACCUUUUAUUGAUUCUCAAACUGGUGUAGCUCAACGAGAUUGUUACCUUUGGAUGCAGAGAUGGCAACGGAUGCCUGGAACAACCUAUGGACAAUUGUACACGUACCCAGCCCAUAAAUGGAAGAAAAGAAGACGAGGUUAUCUAUUCCGUGAGAAUUACUAUUCAAGGAGUCAAGCGAUUAAUGAGAACUCGGGUGACAUUCAAGAGAUAAGCAAAGGAAAUGGUUCCGAAAUGAUAUCAAUGAAAAAUGAUUUGACAACAACAACGAGUACAACCGGAACAUCAAUGGCCGGAGGAGCGACUGGAGGAGUGACAGGAGGAGGAACAACAACAUCAACAUCGGAAUUGAAUCAAAAUAGUUCAGAUAAAUUUGUUGAAAACUCGAAAGAUGCUUGGAUGUAUGCUGAAUAUGAGGAUAGUAUUGAUUUGAUGGAAGAAGAUUUUGAUGAUCCAGUUUCAGAUGGAGAUGAUUAUGAUGAAUACUCAACAAAACGGAAGAAAAGAAGAUCACGGCGGAAAAAAGGAGAAUCAGGAGAAAACGACAAACCUUAUGCUUGUGAUCUUUGUGAUGCUCGAUACAAAACACGACCUGGACUUACUUAUCACUUUACUCACAUUCAUCUAAAUGAAGGUGAAAAACGUUCUAAAAACUCAACACCAGUAGAUGAAGAUGACCACCGACCAUCAACUCGUCAUAGUAAACAAACAAACGGCUCAUCAAAUGGGAAAUCGCUCGCGCCUCCUAAUCCUUAUUGUGAUUUUUGCCUCGUUGACGAAAACGAGAAAAGUAAAGUUCAAGAAAAAAUGAUCUCAUGUUCUGAUUGCGGCCGUUCAGCUCAUCCAUCCUGUCUUCAAUUCACCCCACAAAUGAUCAUCUCUGUGGCUAAAUAUCGAUGGCAGUGCAUCGAGUGUAAAUCUUGUGGUUUCUGUGGAACCUCAGAUAAUGAUGAGCAACUUUUAUUCUGUGAUGAUUGUGAUCGAGGUUAUCAUAUGUACUGCUUAAAGCCGCCGAUAAAGGAGCCGCCAGAAGGAACUUGGAUCUGUGUUCUUUGUGUCAAAUAUUGUCAACAACCUAAAAACGAAUCUCAAAAUGCGAAUGAAAAACUCAGCGAAAAAGGGAAAAUGCGAGAAAAAGAAGACACCAGGGAAUCAGAUAAUUCGGGAAGGAACAAUUUCUCUGGUGAAGAUAAAACCAAUGAUCUGACUAAAGAAUCUCAAAUGGAUGAUGACGAAGAUGAUACUGAUGAUGAUAAAAGUGAUUCCAUUGAGGAAAAGCUUAAAGUCAUCUUCAAUCGAGCUUCUAAAAAGUAAACCUUCAUCUUCCCCCAUUCACCAAGUAUCGAUGCCAAUAAAUAAUCGCAAAUUUUUCAUCUUAUUCAUCAUUUACAUGGAUAAUUUAUGGAAAUAUCUUCAUGAGCUUCAAUUAUCUUCUUAAUUUUGCCAAUAACAGUUAUUGAUUAAUGGGAUAAUCUUUUUCUAAGAUUGUAACUCGAAUCAAUGAAUCAACUGUUGUGAUAUUCAAGGAAAAACAAUGUAACCUAAUUAAUGUCACUUUCUCUCUUUUAUUUUUUUGUAAUCUCUCCUUUCUUAUAUAAUUCAGUAGAUUAAUUUUUCAAUCACGUUUCCCAAUCAAUUGUUAAUCGAUUAAAGUAAUCGUGAUUUAAA
Messenger RNA from Panonychus citri (citrus red mite), 2169 nucleotides. RefSeq names its product zinc finger protein neuro-d4-like. Gene Ontology annotation, biological process: nervous system development. The transcript is spliced from 3 exons. The coding region runs from base 361 to 1815 and encodes 484 amino acids. NCBI's taxonomy places the organism in Eukaryota, Metazoa, Arthropoda, Arachnida, Trombidiformes, Tetranychidae. The record is from RefSeq and is a predicted model, not a curated record. Gene Ontology annotation, cellular component: nBAF complex.